AUGGUGAACCCAGUUAACAUUCAUCAAUCUGCAAGCAAGAUGAAUUUUGGAACAGGAUCUUCCUCUACUAAUUCUUCAAAAACCUGGGAUGUAUGUAAUGGUGGUAACGUCUUGUGUUGCAAGGUGGACGGAAAUGAGAAGUUUGCUUUAUUUGGAGGGAAAGGUGUUGAAGUCAAUAUUUGGGAUCUUGCUAAUGAGACUAAGAUCUGGAAUGCCAAAUCUCCUCCUAAAAACAGCCUUGGUAUAUUUACACCUACCUGGUUCACAUCUGUUUCAUUUCUCAGUAAAGAUGACCAUCGAAAAUUUGUUGCUGGAACCAAUAACCAUCAGGUUCGUCUUUAUGACAUAUCUGCUCAGAGGAGGCCUGUUCUCUCUAUUGACUUUCGUGAGACACCAAUUAAAGCACUGGCAGAGGAUAUAGAUGGCAAUACAAUCUUAGGGAAUGGAUCUGGUGACAUGGCUUCUGUUGAUAUACGCACAGGAAAAAUGCUAGGAUGUUUUACUGGAAAAUGCUCUGGAAGCAUCAGGUCCAUUGUCAGGCAUCCUGAGCUACCUGUGGUAGCUUCAUGUGGACUGGAUGGCUAUUUACGACUUUGGGAUACCAAGACAAGACAACUUCUUUCUUCUGUUUUCCUUAAGCAGCAUGUUCUUUUUUACUCCAAUUUCGUUGUUGAAGAUACGCCCAAAGGAGCGGAUUCGCUACCAUAUAAGAAACACAACAAUUCACAUAUUUUACAUUCUUCAAACUUUUAA
Cicer arietinum (chickpea) is the source of this 753-nucleotide messenger RNA. RefSeq lists its product as uncharacterized. Lineage: Eukaryota; Viridiplantae; Streptophyta; Magnoliopsida; Fabales; Fabaceae. Gene Ontology annotation, biological process: ribosomal large subunit biogenesis. The record is from RefSeq and is a predicted model, not a curated record. Gene Ontology annotation, cellular component: preribosome, large subunit precursor; nucleolus. Gene Ontology annotation, molecular function: protein binding.